Molecule: messenger RNA, 1410 nt
Organism: Chinchilla lanigera (long-tailed chinchilla)
Lineage: Eukaryota; Metazoa; Chordata; Mammalia; Rodentia; Chinchillidae
Product: protein FAM188B2
Exons: 9
Coding region: 1-1203 (400 amino acids)
Biological process (GO): protein K48-linked deubiquitination
Molecular function (GO): cysteine-type deubiquitinase activity; K48-linked deubiquitinase activity
Source: RefSeq, a predicted model, not a curated record
AUGGUUAUGAAGACAAGAGGCCUGGGAAUGGAGCAGCAGCCCGGGAAGGGCCACAAGGCAGAUGGUCAGCAGUGGAAGAAGCUUCAACAGAGCCUCUUUGGAAAUACCACCCACAUCUUCAGCUGUGACUGGAGGAAGGCUCAUUUCAAGUUUCGUGAUCCUUUUUCAGACCUGGCUUCCACUUUGGAAGUAGAAAAGGGAGGUGCCCAGAGCAUUCAGAUGGCUGUGCAAGGAUUCAUCAUCAAACAUUUGUUAUUUACCAGAAAAGGAAAAGACUGUAACUUUCACAGUUUGUGUGAGCUGAGCAAGCCUGAGCAGGAGCAAGCCCUGGCAGUGGCACUAGCUGGCAUCCUGUGGAAUGCCGGAGCAGCUCAGAAGGCCACCAUCUGUCUUGUCGCUGAGGACAUUUACAGCGCCUCAACUCCUGAUCACUCCAGGGAUGAUUUCACUGAACAGCUCCAGCUGUUUGAAUUUUCAGAGAGAGAAGCCACUGAGAAAUUCAUCUAUGAUCAUUUACAAUGUUUUAAAGAGGAAGGAAGCCGUGGUGUCAUCCUAUUUCUUUACAGCCUAAUCUUCUCCAGAACAUUUGAGAGGCUUCAGAAGGACUUGGAUGUCACCACCACCCAUCUGUUACGGCCACAUGCUGGGGGCUUCCUCUGCAGGCAGGCAGUUCUGAACCUGAUUCUAACUGGAAGAGCAAGUCCAAAUGUCUUCAAUGGCUGUGAGAAGGGAACGUCCCAGGAGAGAUUACACGGCGUCCUGACCCGCAGUGAUGUUGGCUAUUUGCAGUGGGGGCAGGACAACUCUGAGGACAACAGUCUCUCACAGGUGGGCAGCAUGCUGAAGACUCCUAAAUUUCCUGUCUGGCUGUGCAACAUCAAUGGAAAUUACAGCAUCCUUUUCUGCACAAACAGACAGCUCUUAUCAGACUGGAAAAUGGAGCGUCUCUUUGAUCUGUAUUUUUACAGCGGCCAGCCCUCACAGAGAAAGCCCGUGCGUCUUACAAUAGGUGAGCACCUCUGCCUCCAAGAAUGUGCACCUUCCUGUGCUCAGAGACUCACAGCUGUUGUUACCAGCUGCGUGGAUGGUCAUGCCAGCUCUGCAGGAAGGUGCCUGGGCUUGGUUUCUGAAGUGAAGCCCAUGCCUAAAUCCCAUGGCCCUAAAUCCAACUAUUGCAAUGGGAGACCCCUAAACCUGCUUUAAAAAGGAAGAGGGUGGUAGUUAGAAAUAACAGACAAAUAACUUUUAGGUAAGAGGAAACAAAGGGUAAAGAGUUAAAUUUCCAAAAACCUUCCCAAGGCCUUUUGUGUUUGAGCAGGAAGUAAGCAAUGCCUGGGGAAAGGUAUGCAAAACCACAGGGAGACAGAGCUCCAAAGGGCCAGUUCUAGCCCACAAACAAAUACCAGAAGA